UGGCAGCGCUGGUGGAGGUGUGGCGCGGGGUGUACAGCAGCAGUGGGGGCAGCGCGGGCGUGCGCGCGUGGCACCCCUCCAUGGACCCUUGCAGCGAGCUCGCGCCCUUCCCUCUGCACUGCAUGCCCACCGUGUCCGCCCAGGCCGACCAGCGAAUCGUCUCCCUCACGCUUGCAGGGCAGGCAUUGCGAGGCACACUUAGUGCGGCGGUGGGAAACCUCUCCAACCUGGCAGAUUUUACGCUCAACGACACAAGGGUGGGCGGCACUCUGCCUCAAUUCCGCAGCUCUACACUGGUUGACCUCUCUAUUCUCAACAGCCCUGUUGGAGGCCCCAUCCCCUCACUCCUCGCCACGGCACCGACUCUCACCUCACUGGCCAUCUCCGGCACGAGGGUCAACGGCAGCAUACCAGAGGAGUUGGUCAGCGCCACCAGCACGCUUCAAUCACUGAAUCUGAGAAGCAACAGCCUGGCUGGGUCUCUGCCGUCCUCUCUGUCUGGCUUGACAUCGCUCACCACUCUUGACCUUGCAGGCAAUACCCUGUCAGGCCCUCUCCCCUCUCAGCUCAUCCGAUCAGGCCUCUCUCUCAGGCUGUCUCCUGGCAACACUGACCUCUGUAUCCCACCUGCUGCUGCUGCAGCUGCUGCUGCUGCUGCCACACCCACCGCCCCCACCCUCCCGCCCAAUACGUCCAUCUGCCCAGCCUCCCCUCCUCCCCCCGCCGCUGCUCCCCUCCCUCCGCUCGCCUCCAAUCUUCCCCCCGCCGCUGUGGCUGUCAUAGCAGCAGGGGGUGCUGCGCUGGUGGCGGUGCUGCUGGGUGCGGUGCUGUGGAGAGUGGUGGGGUGGGGGAAGGGGAAGGGGAAAGGCGAGGAGGGGUUGAUAGAAGGCGCUGAGGCUGUGCCACGUGCUCGAGAGGUGGCGGAUGGCUUGACGGAGUUCCAGCUGUGGGAGCUGCAGGAAGCAACCGAGAACUUUCACUUCUCGCGCCUCAUAGGCCGGGGCGGGUUCGGCCACGUGUACCGAGGAACGCUCUCUGACGGCUAUGAGGUAGCUGUGAAGAUGCUAGUUGCAACACCGAGCGGGGGCCAGGGCGAAGCAGAGUAUCGGAUAGAGAUAGAGGUGAUAGGCCACGUGCACCACCGCAACUUGGUGCAGCUCGUGGGGUUCUGCUGUGAGGGGGACUCUCGCCUGCUGGCGUACGAGUUUGUCUCUGGUGGCAGCCUGUCGUCUCGACUGAGAGAAAAGACUAACCCGAUGACCUGGGAGCACCGUGUGCGAGUGGCAGUAGGUUCUGCUAAAGGCCUGGCCUACCUGCACGAGCAGUGUGAGCCGCGCAUCAUCCACCGCGACGUGAAGCCCGCCAACAUCCUGCUGGACGCUACCGGGGAGGCCAAGAUAGCUGAUUUUGGGCUGGCCAAGGUCAUGCCUCAAGGAGUCAAUGACAUGACCACCCGUGUGCUGGGCACGUGGGGCUACGUGGCACCGGAGUACGUAGGCAGUGAGCGGGUGGGAGUGGCAGCAGACGUGUUCAGCUUCGGAGUGGUGCUGCUGGAGCUGCUCUCAGGCCAGUCGCCCCACAACACGGAGGACCUGCUUGAACGGGCCGAGGCGUGCCUCUCAGAGGGAGCUCUGGAUACCUUUGCCGACCCGGCGCUACUAGCAUCUGGCUUGGACGAGCAGCAGUUCCUGAGGGUGCUGCGCAUCGCGCUGCUCUGCCUCGAGUACAACCCCGACCAGCGGCCCCCCAUGGCCUCUGUCGUGCGCUUCCUCACCUCCCCGCACGCGCCUCUGCCCGAUGAGGACAGCCCGCUAGAGCCCAUCUUGGAGGGCUUGGGGGAUGGCCCUGGUGGUGGCGGUGGUGGUGGUGGUGGUUAUUCCGAGAGCUCUGAUACCAGUGGGGGGUUGGAGGACGGGUGUAUGGUGGAGGAGGGUUUGGGUGAGGGUGGGAGUUGGUUGAAUGGGGGAGGUGGUGAGGGGAAGGAGAAGGGUGAUGGAGAGGAUGAGUUUGCGUUGGGGGAUGGUGGUGGCGGUGCGAUGGGGGAUGAUGUGGAGGUGGUGGUGGAUGAUAUUGAUGAUGGGCAUGAGGGUGAUGCGCGUGGGUCGCACGUGGAAGGGCAGGGGACGCUGGCGCUGAACAUGGUGCCAUCCCUUUUGCAUUCUCACGUUGCCUCUCGCCAUUUCACCCACCAUCCUCACCGCCGGCACCAGCAGCACCAGCAGCACCAGCCCGCAGAAUCAGCGACAGCAGCAGGCAUGAGGGGUCGCUCGCUCGCCUAUCUGCGGGCGUCGCUCAACCGCAAGCGCGGCGGCGCGUCGGCGAUCUCGUCGAUCUCAUCGCGUGCCGCCUCCAGCGCCGUCGAUCGCGCUCCAGCCAACGCGCUUGCCGCUUCUGCCGCGUCUGUCGCUUCGUCUGACGCGAUCUUUGACCCGAUCACCCCAUCCCCCGCUGCUAUCCACCCCCCCGCUACCUCCGCUGCCGCCGCCGCUACCGCCGCCGCCAGCCAUGUGCCUUCAGUCGCCGCCGUCGCGCGUAGUCUCCUCCUCCCCGCCCUGUCACCUGCUCCCUCGCCCCGCGAGGCUGCUCCGCUCGCCGCCUCUCAGCUUGGCGCUCGAUAUAGUCACAGCAUGAUUCGUCGAGAGUCCGUUGUCGCGGAGGCGUUGGAUCCCCCCGCAGCAGCGGAGGGCAGUUUGGGGGAGGAGUUUUCCGCAAGGGCGGAGGGUACAGGGAACGCGCAGGUUCCCGCUGAGGGGGGUGAGGGCGGAACGGUGGAGGCUGGGGGGGGGAGCAGCGGAGGUGGGGGGGCAAAUGCGGAAAUGCCAGGGUUGCAGAGUGAGUGA
Messenger RNA from Closterium sp. Naga37s-1, 2840 nucleotides. The record is from the annotation of a GenBank genome assembly. Lineage: Eukaryota; Viridiplantae; Streptophyta; Zygnematophyceae; Desmidiales; Closteriaceae.